GGGCGGGCUCGGCGCGGGAGCGGCUGAGAGAUUCAGGAAAAUGAAGCAAACAGGUGGAGCUCCAGCACCAAGAUGACCUUGGAUUCCCCUUGAGCGGUGUUUCCCUGGGUGUCCUUGUCCUCAGACCCCGUGUGCUGUCCCCGUGGUGCCAUGUGGUGGUUCCAGCAGGGCCUGUCCUUCCUGCCCGUGGCCCUGGUGCUGUGGUCGGCGGCGUCCUUCGUGUUCUCCUACAUCACUGCCACGGUGCUGCGCCACGUGGACCCGCUGGUGCCCUACAUCAGCGACACAGGGACGAUUCCACCGGAAAGAUGCUUGUUUGGGAUCAUGUUGAAUGUUUCCACCUUCCUGGGGGUGGCCACGAUGUACGUCCGGUACAAACAGGUGUGUGCCCUGAUCCCAGGGAAUUCCAGGAUCCUCAGGCUCAACAGGAUUGGCCUCACCUUGGGCUGGAUGAGCUGCUUUGGCCUCUGCAUCAUCGCAAACUUCCAGAAAUGUGUCCUGUACUACAUCCACGUGCUGGGGGCCUGCCUGACCUUCGGAGUGGGAGCCCUUUACAUGCUGCUCCAGACCGUCCUGUCCUUCCACAUGCAGCCGGAAUUCCACGGCAAGGGAAUCUUCUGGGCCCGCCUGGCCGUGCUCCUCUGGAGCUCCUGCAGCAUCGGGAGCAUGUCCGUGUCCUCGGGGCUCCUCUACAGUGGCCGCUACGGAUCCGGCCUGGAGCAGAGGCUGCACUGGGACCCCCGGGACAGGGGAUACCCCCUGCACAUGGUCAGCACUGUCUCUGAGUGGUCCUUGGCCUUCUCCUUCCUCAGCUUCUUCCUCACCUACAUCCGGGACUUCCAGAAGGUGUCCCUGGGGGCUGUGGUGACUCUACAGGGACGGACCCUCCACCACGUCCUCCCCCCGGGCUCCGGGGCCGAGGAGCAGGGGCUGCUCUUCCCAGGGAGCGUCUGACGGAGCUCCUGGAACUCAGGAAUUUCUGCAGCAGCAGCAGCAGUUGGUCCUUCCCAGCAUUUCUGCCGUCCCAAGCCAGAGUCCUGUUCCCCCCCAACCGUGCCCGACCUGCCGGAGCCGGGCCUGGUCCUGACAUUUCUGCCUCAGUGAGCAUUAAAUGAAGGGAAUAACGA
Messenger RNA from Pipra filicauda (Wire-tailed manakin), 1127 nucleotides. RefSeq names its product DNA damage regulated autophagy modulator 2 (gene DRAM2). The transcript is spliced from 9 exons. The record is from RefSeq and is a predicted model, not a curated record. Bases 151 to 954 code for a protein of 267 amino acids. Gene Ontology annotation, cellular component: lysosome. Lineage: Eukaryota; Metazoa; Chordata; Aves; Passeriformes; Pipridae. Gene Ontology annotation, biological process: photoreceptor cell maintenance; regulation of autophagy.